UGGAGGCCAUCGUGCGCAUUGCAGAGGCCCUCAGCAAGAUGAAGCUGCAGCCCUUCGCCACGGAGAUGGAUGUGGAGGAAGCCCUGAGACUCUUCCAAGUAUCCACAUUGGACGCUGCUUUGUCGGGCACCCUGUCUGGGGUGGAAGGCUUUACCAGCCAGGAGGACCAGGAGAUGUUGAGUCGCAUCGAGAAGCAGCUCAAGCGCCGCUUUGCCAUUGGCUCCCAGGUGUCUGAACACAGCAUCAUCCAGGACUUCACCAAGCAGAAGUACCCGGAGCACGCCAUCCACAAGGUGCUGCAGCUUAUGCUGCGCCGUGGUGAGGUCCAGCACCGCAUGCAGCGCAGGGUUCUCUACCGCCUCAAGUGAGGGUUCCAGCGCUGCCCUGCUUCUGCCCUCCGGCCCUCUGGCUCUGUCACCUUCCCGCCCAUGUGUGCUGCUGCAGCCUCCAGACCACUGCCAUGGUACCAGGCUGGGACAUGCCUUGGAGUCUCAAUGAAGAAUGCUACGUGGGGAGCCUGGGGGCCUCUACUUCUGGGGCCUUCUCCACCUUUUUAUGGCAGGGUGGGUGUGGGUCAGGUGCUGGAGCCUGGCUGAGCUGGGCCCGGCAGCCUCACAUUGGUCAUCAGGUGGACUGCAGGUUCUUGUCCUGGCUGGGUGGGGUGAGCCUGGCACUUGGCUGCAAGUGUGAGGGCCACCCCCCCUCCCAGCAUGUAUCCAGGCAGAGCCGUGGCAACAGGCUCUGCUUGGUGUCCGGAUCUGUGGCACUGGCAGUCUCUGCCUCAAGGGUCCUUGACAGCCUAAUGUGGGGUCUUGACAGGACACAGCGGUGGAUACAUUUGUCAUCUGGGAAUGCAGGCCUUAAGGCAAAGGGCCAGGUCUUCUGCUUCCUCACUGUGGGCUUCCAGGGCACCCUAGGCUGUGGUCUUGGGGCAGAAGCCUUGGGGACCGACGGGGUCUCUGAGCCCAGGGGGACCAGAGUUGGAGGAAAAAGCACCAGCAUUUUGCUUCAGCUGUUGCAUUUUGUGUUAUGGAAAUGCAUAGUGUGUAGACUGUUUAUAUUGUGUCUUUAGAAAUCUAAAAUUCAUGAG
Octodon degus (degu) is the source of this 1090-nucleotide messenger RNA. Its product is annotated as DNA replication licensing factor MCM5-like. The record is from RefSeq and is a predicted model, not a curated record. Bases 39 to 368 code for a protein of 109 amino acids. Lineage: Eukaryota; Metazoa; Chordata; Mammalia; Rodentia; Octodontidae. The transcript is spliced from 3 exons.